AAAAAUUCAUUUAUUCAGUUCCUUCUUCAAUUGCCAGUUAGCCAGACGAUUAAAUUAAAAAGGGGGGAAAUGGCGCAAACUGUUAACAGAACGCGUGGAGGAUUUAAUUAAGCAAUAAAAUUGACCAAAGCAGUGGAAAAUAAUUAAUUGUAGAUAAAUUGGAAGUGUUUUAAAAGUGCUCCGCUCGAGAGGGGGAGUUCACAAGCAACAAUAAAGUGAAAGGAAGUGCGGUAAAGAAACGAGAAAAGCAUCGAUUGAAAUGGACAGACGAAAAAAAGUAUGAAUGAAAAAUCGAAUGUGUUAAGUUAGCAGAAUUAGUGAACGGAUGAUGAUCAUGAUGAUGCUAAUGAGAAAAGUGUAUAAGCAAAAGAUGGAUAAGAUCAAAGUAAAAAUUGAAUAAUAUAGGAAAAAAUUAAAUGUGCAGAGUGUAAGCCAGAAAGAAUGAAAUAGUAUUGAACUGGAUAAUGGUAUGCAAUGGAAGAGCAGAAAAGGCGAAAAGUGCAAAACGUAUAUGAGAAGAAUACAAAAGUUGAAAAAAAUCAGCAGUCUGAAAAAACAAUAAUAAUAAAAACAACCAACAGCAGUAGAAGCACCAGUUAAAACUAAAAGUAAAAAUUCAAUCAAUUAUGUGAAAUAACAGCAAACAACAACCGCCAUGAAGUCGACGGACGGACUACGGAUACGUUGACUGAGAGCACACUGUGCGACAGACGGUGCGACUGGACGCGACAAGAGUAAAGUUGAUAGCGGCAGUCUUCCGAAGUACAUACAAAAAUUGUUGAAGAAGGCUGAAAAUAGAAUUUUGAAUGAGAGAAUAGGUGAAAUGAGGGAGGAGAAGAAAUUUAUUUGAAAAGUGCCAGAAGAAGCAGAUAAAGUGGAAACAGCGACAAAGCAAUCAACCAAGCUGUUUUUUCUAUUAAUUUUUACACCAAGUUUAUUGUGCACAUAUGAUUGUGUAUGUACACGUGUGGGAAAAAUGAAAAAAAAAGUCAUAGAAAUAGGAAAACCACAAAAAGCUAGUUGACGGGCGAACGUAUGUACAUACCUAUAUGAAAUAAAUAGACGAAAGGUACUAUAUUGACAACAACGACGGAUGAGGAGUGGAAUGUGCAUGUGCGAUUUGUUAUACAAUAAAUGACGAAAAGAGAUUGAGAGCGGAGUGCGUUAAUAAGAAAUGGCUGUUGUGUGUAUACAAAGUGCGAUAGAGCGUUUUCAUACGUACUAUAUUUAAUUUAGUUUACCAUAAAAGAAGAUUAUGAAGAUGAAGUAAGAGGUUCGCUGUGCAAGUUAAAAGCAAUUGUAAAAUAGGGGCAAACAUAAAGCCGAAUAACAUGUAUGAGUAAAAAACCAAAGUUAAUUCAAAGUUGUAAAUGAAACGCGAAUUCAAGGCGUUUUCUUUGCCUUCGCGAGGCAAUUUAUGAGUACGUGCGCGAAUGCGAUGUAAUGGAGGAGGGCAUUGAUAAAGUAUAAAUGAAAGAUAAAUGCACGAAAAAAACAAGAAAUAGAAAUAAAACAUACGAAUGUGCACAAUAAAGUAAAGAGUUAAAUUUGACUGUUAAGCAUAUUGUAGAAAAAGAUCAUUGUGUUAACUAAUAAAAAUGGCACCACGAGUUCAGCUGUGUAUUAAAUUUAACUUAAAAUGAAUUCGUUCAGUAAAUGCCAACGGGAUAUCUUGGUACGAAAAACUUACGGUUUCAUGCAAACGCAAAACUAUAUAUGAAAUGGAACAGGAAGUAAAUUAUAUGUAUAUGUAUGUCUUCCCUAAAAACAAUAAAACAACCAAAGCUAAAAGCCACGCAAUAGUGUAUUACUGACACUGACACGCGCAUUGCACACGAGACAGCUUGUUUAUAGCAACAACGAAUAAAUAUUUAACAUUGAAACGAAUAAUUCUUGCUAUUUUUAUUGCAAAUUAAACAUUUAUAAUUAGAGUGAAAGCGUGUGAAAUUGUGUAAACGCCGGUACUGAGCUAAAAAAAUACGAACGUGUAAAGUGGGAAAAACGCUAACGCGGUCGUCAAACUGGAAGUUUAAACUAAACAAGCAAGGUGCUUCGAACACUUUCCGUGCUCGGCUCGCGUAUUUCGCCGUUAUGUUGUACCGUCUUUGUGCACUCGUUUACAUACAAAAGUUCCCUUAAUUGAUCAUGCUGCAGUUUUCGAAUUUAUUUUUAGACUACUUUGCAAUUACUCGUACUUCUCGUUGAAAAAAAACCAAACAAAAAUAAAAACUAUAGAGAACAAACAAUUAAUAAAAUAACGUAAAAUAAAACAGUUCGUUAAAAUCUGAUACUCGUAAUUCGUUCAUUGCGCGCAAAAAAAAUUGUAACGCACGUACAUACGCAACCAAAAACACAUAUAAAUUUAUUGUGAAAUGAACACUAAUAUAAAAUAAUAAUAACAAUUUGUUCGCGUAAAAAUUAUUUAAUUUUUAUGCUAAAAGAAAGAUCGCAGAACUCUUUUUUCAAAACAAAAAAGAUUAAAAAAAAAAAAAAAUACUCGCUCAUGCGCAUGCGCUCCUCCAUAUUCCACCAAAAUCAUCAUUUUCGAAAAUCGGUUUAUUUAAACAAUGCGUAUCAUAUAAAAAACCAGACAACUGACCAACAAUUGACUAACAGAUAACUGCAUAGGUGUAAAGAAAACAAAGCAAAUGGUAGAAAGUGAAUUAAAUAUGUUCGAGCGCAAGAAACUGCCACAAUCGUUGUCACAAGCUUUGAUGGAUGUUUCGCAGAUUUCGAUCUCUGCCUAAAAAAUGAAUAGUAGUCAUGAAUGAAUAUAUGAAUGAAAUAUGAAUCAGUACCAGCUAACUGAUCGUUACAUGCUCUAAUUUUAGCAUUUCUGCUACAGAAUGCCAAGCCACUAUUUAUGUAUGCCUUCUGUGUACUUUCAAGACAAAUCUUUCAAAUAAUAAGCAUAACAUUGUAAUAUCUCUGUGCUCUCUGUGUUUCAUUCCCAAAAUAAAGAAUUAUUACAAUUGCAUAGGCAACCAUACAUAAAGAACACAAGCGAAGCAGAUUCUCAGUAUCACCACCAAUCACUCGUUUCCAUAAAUUAUUAAAUGACACCCACACACAUACCUACAUAAUUGAGUUGAACAUAAGACACCUAAAUGAAAAAAAUUUAAUAAAAAUAAAAAUAUAUAUAUCGAAGUAAAAGAAAUAAAAUAUUAGGUUUAAAAAGUGUAAUAAGUAAAAAGUUGGAAAAAGUACAAAUUACAACAAUAAGUUCAUCAAAAAUCAGCACAACACCCACGAAAAACAAGCAGCGCGCAGUAAAAGCAACAGUAACCGCAGCCCACAGUACGAAAGUGGCAGAAAAGCAUUUUGACAUUGAGAGAGAAAGAGAGUGAGAGGAAGGAAAAGAGAGCGACAUAGAGAGAAAGAUCGCGCGCCAUUUCCACCAAACGCACAAAAGCGCUAAGCGUCGGCAUACAAUCAAUCUACCUAACAUCACUUCGUCUGGCUCGGAGCAAAUUCUCCAAUAAAAUCCAUGCGCAUCCUGAAAAUUGAAUCCUCUGCGCGCUGUUAGGUGGUGAAUCCGUGAAACAGCUUAAAAGCCUUGUGCGUUACUCGAAGCCAAAGUGCAUACACCGAGCGAUUGGUUUUGCGCUGACACUUUGGUAACUCUUAUAACGUUACGUAACACGAAUCGCCGGCAACGCCAUUGUGUCGUUGGUGGUGUUGGUGGCGGUGUGUCGUCGGUAUUGUUGUUGGUGGUGUUGGGUGUCGGUCGUCGUAGCCGGUGCAGUUGUCGGAAAGUCGAAAAAUUAUCGUCAUAGCUGAGUGGAGUAAAGUUUCAGGCACCGUCGACUGACACGCGCCAACCGCUGUACCAACGCACCCGUACGCCCAACCACCCAACCACCCGCCCGUCCGCUCGCCUACACGCUCGCACCACUCACUCUCCGCACGCAUCGCAACGCUGCAUCAUUACACACAUCGUAGUCCUUAAAGCGAAACAACAAAGAACAACAUCAAAAAAGCAAAAGCAAAAACAAAAAUUUAUUAAAUCAUAGCAACCACUGCCAAUUGGCUGCCUGCUGCUUGUUUGACUGAUUUACUGACUGGCUGAUUGGCCGGCUCGCUUGCUGAGCAUAUGUAAAAUAGAACGGCGGUCGCCAUUAUCAACGUCAACAUUGCAGCGCCAAAUAGACACACAAUAUGGCAACACCACAAGUCAAAGAUUUGGUGUUGCGUUCUCCUGCUGGCUCCUCUGAAGUGGUCACUUUCGCGUGGCCCCUACAAGUUGGCAGCGGUCAGGACAAACACGACAAUGGCAUCGAUAUUAUCGACACGAUCAAGUUCGUGUGCGAAGAAUUGCCGAGCAUCUCAUCCGCAUUCGAAGAGAUUAAUCUCCAUCAAAUUGACACUGCCUGCUACAAGACUAUGACAAAUCUUGUCGAUCGAUUCAACAAGGCUGUAGACAGUAUUGUUGCAUUGGAAAAAGGAACUUCACUGCCCGCUGAGCGUCUGAAUAAAUUCGCUCAUCCCAGCUUACUCAGACAUAUACUGCAAUUAGUCUAUAAUGCUGCCGUACUCGAUCCGGAUAAACUCAACAAUUACGAACCCUUCUCGCCCGAGGUCUAUGGUGAAACAUCAUACGAACUCGUCCAACAGAUGAUCAAACAUGUGAAUGUCACAAACGAUGAUACAUUCAUUGAUUUGGGUUCCGGCGUCGGUCAAGUCGUAUUACAAAUGGCUGGCUCGUUUCCGCUUAAGGCAUGCGUGGGCAUCGAAAAGGCGGAUACGCCGGCCCGUUAUGCCGAACGUAUGGAUAUGUAUUUUCGGCAAUUUAUGGCUUGGUUCGGGAAACGUUAUUGCGAUUAUAAAUUAAUUAAAGGCGAUUUUUUAGUCGAUGAACAUCGUGAGAAAAUUACUUCAUCUUCGUUGGUUUUCGUAAAUAACUUUGCAUUCGGGCCGAAUGUAGAUCAUCAGCUGAAGGAACGUUUCGCAGAUUUGCGUGACGGUGCACGUAUUGUAUCGUCGAAAUCAUUUUGUCCGCUGAAUUUUCGCAUAACUGAUAGAAAUCUCAGCGACAUCGGCACAAUAAUGCAUGUCAGCGAAAUACCACCACUCAAGGGUUCGGUCUCGUGGACUUGCAAACCAGUAUCGUAUUAUUUGCAUACGAUUGAUCGUACGAUAUUGGAGCGUUAUUUUCAACGCUUGAAAACUCAAAAAGGUGCUGAAAAUGAUCAUGUCGGCUCCACACGUACCACACGCGAUCGUGCCAAACGGGAGGCUAAUAAUCACGCACUCAACAAUCACCAUCAUCACCACCACCACAAUAACCAUAACAACAGCAAUAGCAACAACAACGCACACUCAAAUUCCACACACUCGAACUCCUCCGCUGCCAACUCGUCAUCCUCGAACUCCUCCAGCAAUAAUAAUAACACGCAACGUACCAAUUCGCCUGCAGCGCAUGUCAACAACAACCAUCAGUCAACAUCAACGACAACAACGACGACGACGACAACGUCGACAACGACAGCGUCCAAGUCCACUAGAAAUCAGCAGCAACGCGAACAACAGCAAGCACAAUCUCAAGCGCAACGGAACAACAUGGACGUGGAUACGUCUACGGAGAGCGAUGGCGAAGCGGCGAAUGGCAGCACAACUGGCGGCAACGCCAAUGGUCCGACCACACGCAAAAUCUGGUCUGACUGGUGCAGCAGCUCGAAGGGCAAGUCGUCGCAGUCCGAUGAUGAGGAGAACAAUAAUAAUUUUAGUAGCGCUACCACAACGACGGCGCGAAAUGCACGCACUGUCACUCAGAAGAAGCGUAAGAAGCUUACGCGGAAGGCGGCGAUUGCCAGCAAGAGCGCUGCUGCUGCGGCGGCACAGCGUGAAGCAGCUGCUGCUGCACGUGAGGCGGCGGCACAGGCUGCCGCCAUCGCAGCCGCCGCAGCGAAUAGCAAAGAUUCCUCCUCGAAAGAGGAUGGUGGCGCUGGCAGUGGUGGUGGCGGUAUACGCGGUCGCAAGGGUCGUAUGAAGAAGGGGGCACGCGGUCGCAAAUCGUUGAAGAUCGCCGGUCUGGAUGUGCUGCACAAGCAAACGCUGUUGAGCACAUCACACGAGGUGCUAAGCAAGAAAUUGCCAGCCGCACCGGGCUGCGUUGAUCAACAGCUGACUUCGCUGCUGACGCGAAAUAUGUCACACGCAGAAUUGGAAAUACCAGAGGCGCCGCAGGAUACGCCGUAUGCGUUGCAAAUUUUAUUGGACGUCUUCCGCACGCAAUACAUGGCAAUGAUCGAACAGAUGAGGGCAAAAGCGUUCGUACCGAAUAUUAAGCGUCAGAUACAACUGGAGCAGGAGCGCAAACAACGCAUUAAGAAUCGCGCCAGCCAGCUGGACAAGCAGAUUAAAGUGCUAAUCGAUGAUAGCGUGAUGUUGCUGAAGGCGCGCAUGAAUGAGCUGGGAAUCAAUGUGACCUCACCGAAUGAUUUGAUCACUAAGGCGAAAGAGAUCGUGGGUCGACACAAGGAAUUGCAGGGAAUUGCCAAGAAGAUACAAUCACAGGUUACUGCUUGUGAGCUGGAACAGAAACGUCUUUUGAAGAAGCACCUGCAACACCUGCCGGAAUAUCAAAAAACCUGCGGCACUAAUGGGCGAACCAAGCUGGAACUGCCUAGUGGCAGUGGGAAUGAACUGAGCGAAACCGCUGCGCACGAGUUGGUGCUGAAAGAGAUCGCCAACACGUUAGCGCAACGCAAGAAGUUGUAUGCUCAGGUGUCGAGUAUUGAAAAGGAAGCCGCACUUUUAGAAAAAGCCGCCGAAGAGCGCCGCACUGCAGCGGCUUUGCUUGCACAGGGCACCAACAUGACACUGGCAAAUGCAUCGACCGCAGCAAGUGGUGCGCCGGCUAUGCUGCCUGCUACGCUGAUAGCAGCAAACAUGAUUGGCGUGGCACAACCGCUGCAACUGACGACGAUGAUGGCAGCAAAUGCCGCAAGCACUGCUUGCUCUGUAUCGAAUAGCGCGCCUUCUACGCCCAGCAAGUCGGCGGGACAUUCGGCUUCCAAGGGCACGCGCCGCAGUCGCGAUCAUCGUACGCGCUCGCAGGAGUGGCCCGAUGUGCCGGAUGUUGGCAAAAUCGAAGAGAGUAAUCCCGAGGUGCUGGCACAAAAGAUACUGGAGACAGGACGCCAGAUUGAGGCGGGUAAAUUUUCAGCGACUACUGGCACAAGUAGUACGUACAAUAAUGCUGUGGUUGGUGCUGGCGCUGUUGGCGGCAAGCAACUGUUGCCGCCGCAAGCAACACAAAUGCACCACCAUCACCACAACAAUAACAAUUUGGCGCAAUAUCAUGAGGAUGCCGUAACGGCGACUCCAUCUAAGAAAAAGCAGCAUGGGCGUAGCUCCAGCAGUGAGCAUUUACCAUCGGUUUCCAUAUAUGUGGCCGAUAGCAAUUUGAUGCCAGCACCCAUAGCGGCAGGUAAACAGCAGCAGCAGUCCCCUUCCGCAACUGGUAACGGUUUGCGUGGCACUGCUGGCCUUCUGCCAAAAUGUGAGCUGCCCGGCGUAGCGCGAAAAUCCGCAAUGUCUGCUGCAGCGGGCGGCAGCAUACAGGAAUCACCCAAAGUGGCCAACUUCGAGGAUCGUCUUAAGAGCAUCAUCACCUCAGCGCUGAAUGAGGACCAAGAGCAUCGCAAAGCGGCCGCGCAUCAAUUGCCAGCAGCCCACAUGCAUGAUUUGAGUGUGCACGUGUCACCACAGUCGACAGCUGCACAACAGCCAGGUUCACUUCAGUCGUCGCCUGCGCCGAAGCGUAGCAAGCAUUCGGCAUCAGCUGCUGCAGCGGCUGCUAUGAACAACAUGAACCAGCAGCAGCAACAUCCGCAUCAACAAAUGCAAAUACAUCAUCAGCAGCAUCCACACCACAACCAUUUGCCGUCGCUACCACCACAACCAUUGCCACCAAACAAUCUGAGUAACCUCAUCACCGUUGCCACUCAGGGGCCAACACAUUUGAAUGCUACCACGACCAUAUCACCGAUCACCCCACCACCGUCCGCAGGGAAUAGCCAAUAUAGCAGCGGCGGUGUAGGGGCCAGCAAAUAUGGCGGCGGCAAGCAACAGUCUUCCGCUGCAGCAGGCGGCCAGAAAGGCAGCGCUGCAAAAUAUCAGCAACAGCAGCACAAUGUACACCUACAGCAGCAGCAACAACAGCACUUAGCACACUUGCAGCAACAUCAACAGCAGCAACACGCACACUUCGGCCCAUCUGCGACCGCUGGCAACUCAGCAGCCGACUUGGCCUUCCAUCAUCGCCGUCGCAGUUCAGUGAGCGCGGCUAGUUUUGAGCACUAUGCUGCUCAGCAGCAGCAACAACAACAGCAAGUAAUGAUGAUGGCCGCCGCAGCAGCUGCUGCUGGUGGUGCGCCACCUCAACAUCAUUCUGGUGUCAGUCAUCAACAUCUAAUGCCGCAACUCGAAUUCAAAGCGCCCACCGUCACCGCGGAAAAUCUCGUAUUGAAUGCAUCGCAACGUUCAAAUAGCCGCGAACAACUCGUCGAGGAAGUGGUCGUCGCACCACGCUCCAGUUCGGCCAACUCGGAUUCGGCUAUUAUGUAUUACCCACCGACGCGCGAUCGCCUUAUGUCAUUAGAGCGCAGCAAUAGCCGCGAAUCUGCGGUCUCACAACCUCUGCCACCACAUCAGAACAGUUGCGGCAGCGGCGGUAGUCAACAAUCGUUGCUACAACCCAGUCGUCCAAGCUCAAACUCAUCACAACCAGAUUACACACAGGUAUCUCCAGCAAAAAUGGCACUGCGUCGCCAUCUUUCGCAAGAGAAACUCAAUCAGCAAAUGCCGUCUGCUGGUGCAGCUGCUGGUUUGCCACUCUCAACGAAAACCAUUGGUGAUCUGGUGAAUGGUGAAAUUGAGCGCACGCUAGAAAUAUCGCAUCAGAGCAUCAUUAAUGCGGCGGUAAAUAUGAGCACUGUAGGUGCGCCGCCCAGUACAGGUGGUAGCACCGGUGGUGGCACCGCCAACAAUUAUAUGGACCGCGUUACGCACGAACGUUUGCUGAUCAAUCCGAACGCGCAACGUCCCGAACGUGUGCACGUGCGUGUUUUCGAUGAGCAAACACCACUAACACAUGUGCAAGGCAGCGCCACAGACGUCUCGCCGCGCACUAUGGGUAAUAGCAGUGGUCGCAAGUCGCCGCCUCCGACACAAGCCACACACAAUUUAGUUACGCUGGCACAUGUCGCCUAUAAUCAUAAGACAGCGACUGGUAGUGCAGCAGCAACAUCAUCAGCUGGUAGCCGCGCCAACAACAGUAACUACAAUGUUGCGCGUGACAUGCAGAAUCCAUCGCUUUAUCAGCAAAUGACUAUGGGUGGGGUUGGUGGCAAUAAUAGGGAGACGACUGCCCGUCAUGCUGCUAGCGGUAAUGCUACUGGUGCCGGAAGCGGUUUACGUGGUCGCGACUAUCAGCCGGUUAGCUUGCCACGCGCCGAAAUGAAAGGCUGCAUCGAAGCGUAUUUCAACGAGGAGCAACAUCAUCAGCAACAGAUCCAGCACCAUAACCAGCAAUCGCACUCUCAUAAGUCAAGCGCUAAGGAACGUAAUAAUGGAAGAGGAAAUCGUUUGAAUGGUAGCAAUCCGCCGUUGGAAGGUUUGGCUGCUUCGCUGCAGGAUCAUGUCAUGGCUUCACGCAAAUACAAGGAGGAGCACGAGGAACGUCAACGCCGUGCCGCUGCAGUUUCCACAAACAAUAACAAUAGCGAUUUACAUAAUCAACACCAUCAUCAGCAACAGCAGCAGCAGCAACAACAUCACCAUCACCACCACCAACAACAACAACAGCAAUAUGGGCACAGUCAAUCGCAUCAUUACGAAAUGCAAAAGACAUCUGGCCACAAUAAUGCCACGCCCAACAAAGUGGAAAUCGGUGUGAAACGCGCUUCACCUAUGGCAAACAACCAACAGCCACGACCCGCUAAAAUGGCGCACUACAAUGAUAGUGUCGCUGCGCACAACCAGCAGCAACAGCAGCAUCAGCAACACCAACAACAUUUAAGCAACAAUAAUCAUUAUUCGAAUAUGAAUGGAGUUAGCAGCAGCAGCAACAGCGCAUCCUCAUCGGGUGUAAGCGCACCAAUACAGUCACAGCCUACAUCGCUAUCGCCAUCGUGCCGACGUAAUGUAAAAUUGCCACUCGAACCAUUACUAAUGAGUCCUGAAAUCAAUUCGAUAAUGAGCGGUGGUAGUGGCGGUGGCGGUGCUGGUAGUGAUGAACGGCCGUUGCAGUUAUCAGCGACAGCAAUGUCACGUCAGCAACACCACGAGCAGCAGCAGCGCACGGCGACGACGAUGACGCCGAUUGUGGGUGGACGCGCCGGUGAUGAUGAUGAUGUCAUUGCUGACGAUGAAACCCAUUGGCAACAUCGCGUGAGUUCCGGUUUCGAUCGUCUGGUCGCAUUUGCUUCCACUGAAUUAGAUAAGACGCGUCGCUCGAUAGACACCGACAUAGUACCAUCUUCGAUUAGCUGCAAUACAUCGCCGGAUUCUGGUAUAACGCACAGCAGCAGCAAUUCGGAUGCGGCACGCACCUUCCUCUCCACAUCGUCCACAUCCUCCCAAUUGGAUAUGCCCAUUGGCAGUGGCAGCAGCAGUGCUGGCAGCACUAGCAGUUCAAGUGGCGGCAGUGUGAGCAGCGUCAGCGGCGCCAGCGCCAGCUCUGGCGGCAGUGGUGUCAAUAGCUACAUGCAUGGUCAUCUUCAUCACCACCACCACCAUCAUUCUCUGCUGCUGCAUCAACAUAGUGGCGUCGGCGUUGGCGGUGGCAGUGGUAGUGGUAGCAGUCACGCUUCAUCAUCGGAUCAUCUCAGCGAUAGUAGCAUGAAGUCAUCACACUCAGAUGUCUCCUCUAUGCCGCCCAUAACGUUGCUGAAGACGAGCGCCUCAUCGCCAGUCGAUGCGAGCGCCAUUGAAAGUCCACCACUCUCUGAUAUUGGACUACCGCGCACACCUAGCCCGAAUGCGGCAGUGCCGACACCACCUUUGGCCGCGGCUCUGGCUGCCGCACACAGCGUCACCCCUACGCCCACACCCACACCGACGCCGACACCAACACCACCAGCCGCAGGAUCUGGUGGUGCAGUCAACGCUACUGCUGAUCCCUAUGGUAACAAUACACUCAAAAUACCAUUAAAAUAUCAACGCAAAUCGAAAUCCUCAUCGGAGAAACAUUACAAGAAGAAAUUCUGUGAACGCAAUUGGGAGUACGAUUGCGAUGAUUUGUUGAUGCCGUAUGCGAAUAAUAGUAAUGAUGCUACCAAUACGGCGAAUGCGACGGAUGAGCCAACAGUCGCCGACGCGGCAGGCAAGGUAACAAGCUCAAUAUCGAAUAUUCCGACGUCAUUUAACAAAACCAGUGGCGGUGAAUCGAGAAAAUCUGCGACGAGCGUCGAAAAGUCACCCAAAUAUCAGCAGCAGCAACAACAGCAGCAUGCCGUAGAGUCCAACGUUAAAUCCGCUGAUACGCUGAGUCAUAAUCAUAACAACAACAACGCUUCAGCGAAUGCGUCGUCAACAACGCAUAAUCUGUCGAAUCACCACCAUCAUCACAAGUCGUCGAAAUUCCGGCCGAAGGGCAAGGAUUGGGAUUGGUCCAUGGAUAGCAGCAAUAGCAGCAGCGCGUUAAACAUUAGCAACAACAGCAAAGGUGGCGGAGGAAGCGGAGUAGGAGGAGGUAACAGCAAUGGCAAGAAAUGCAAAUCGGACGUUAGUGCUGCGCCGUCAGCGACCACAGCCACGCCCACUACAACCAACGUUAGUUAAGUCGAAAGUGUUGCAUGAGUUUAGUUUCUUUUUUAUAGCAUAUUUACAUUUUUUCUGGCGACACACCUUGAAGUGAGUACCCCGCCUACUACCCUCCUCGCCUAGUAGCCACUUGGCAACAACAAUUGGCAAAACUGUAACGUAAUAUCAACAUUAACUAAUAUUUAUUUGUAAUUUAAGCGAGAAAUGGUUGAAUUGUGUAAUAAUUUCGUUAUAUUUUCGCUAAAAUCUAUCGCGUUAUUUUCAAUUAACUUUAAGUUUAAAAUUUAUCACAGUUACUAUACUAAUUAUUUUAGUUUAGUUGAAAACUUAUUUUAUAAUAUUUUUUUAAUUAUGAAAUUUGAAAAAAAAAAAUAUUUAUUUCGUGACAGAAACUGGAAAGUUGGCCUCAAAGUAGUUGAAAAUUUUUGGAUAAUGUAAAUGUUUCAAAAUUUGUAUUCAAAACCAUUUUUUAUUUUAGAAUUGGCUUGAGCUUUCAAACAGCUAAUUUCCAAUUUUUUAAUGAGACGAAAUGUGUUGAAAGAAUUGUAAGAAGUUAGUGAUCAGCUGUGUCAGAGAGUAGGCUCAUAUAUCACAAAAAACAAAAAGAGAAGAAACUACUAACCUGCAUACAUAAUUACCAUUAGCUAGUUUUGCGUUCAGAAUCCAUCGCGGUCGUGGCACAAUAAAUGUUGGAAAGAGUUACAUUUUCUGUUCGUAGUUAAAAGUGAAUUUUAAUCUCUGUGCAUUCAAAACUGCAAGUGGUAGUGAACUGAAUAAAUUCUGAGGAAACUUGCACUAAUUAUUUACAUUUUACAAAUUUAAUAUCGGUUUUGUUACUACUCGGUAGAACAGCUGGCAAUUUGAUAGUCUUCACUCCCACAGGGUGUUGUCAAGCGCGAGACAAAUGCAAUUUACUCUCAAAAUAACUGUCAAAAGCCUGAGAAGAAUCACUUAAAGUAACUAUCAAAUGCCUGAGAAUUGAAAAAUUGACAAUCAAAUGAAUCGAGAAUCGCUUCUGUAGCUGGACUGUAAAGACGCUGACCUAACAGUAACUCUAUACAUUUUUUUUUUUUCAGUAAAAAGUUGCCGCCAUAGCCAAAUGGCUUGGUGCGUGACUACCAUUCGAAAUACGGAGAGAACGUAGGUUCGAAUCUCGGUGCAACGCCAAAAUAAAGAAAACGUUUUUUCUAAUAGCGGUCGCCCCUUGACAGGCAAUGGCAAACCUCCGAGUGUACUUUCGCCAGGAAAAAGCUCCUGAUACAAAAAUUUCCGUUUGGAGUCAGAUUAGGACUCACGACGCUCACCGCAAAUAGGAGAAGGAGAAGGAGCUCGGCCAAACCCCCAAAAAGGGUGUAAGCGCCAAUUAUAUAUAUAUACAUAUAAGUUGCCAGUAACUGAAUUUCUACUUAUUUCACAGCAUUCGCUCUGGGAGAAUAAAAUAUCCGAAAGAGGACAAAACAAGCUAGGUUUUCAUGACGCACUAUUCAAAGGAGUAAAAAAAUUAAUAGUAGCAAAUUAUGCCUUCCGCUAAGCAUAGCUGCGCGCUUUUAUAUAAAUCAAAUCAGAAUAAAAAUUUACAUUAAAUUAAAAUAACAAUCAAACAAAUAAAAUAACAUAAAAAUCAAUAAAAAAAUAUUAAAAGAUGAAAUAACAGUGUAGCAUACACAUAACAUAACAUAAAGCAACAUAAUGAAGUUAAAUGAAGAAACAAACAAAAAUUACAAAUUUUUCAAAAUUCAGCUUACCUAUGUAAAAUUAUUUUUAUUUAAACUUUUUCACUGCAAAUCUUUCAAUCUUGUUGCAAGUAAAAAUUGAUCCAGUAGAAACUUGCAACUUCACCUCAACAUAAAUAUUAUUUUACUUUCUCAUUUACUCCCUUCCUCCCUUUUCGGGUUAAAAAACAACCCAAGUAAAAAACUAGAGAGUGAAAUAAACAACAAAACAGCUGUCUACAGACAGCUGAUUUUAAUUUAUACCGUAAAAGUUGAAAGCAAUAAAACCAGUCAAGUCAAGUCUCUUCAAUAAAUUGUGCCAGAAGAACUUUCAGGUUUCUCAUAUUUUCCAUUUAAGACAUUUGAAUGAAAGCAAUAAGACAAUCACUGUCCACUGAAACUUGCAAGGACUCAAUAGAAUGACGCAUAAAGCCUUAACCUUUGUGUAGGCUGAGCUGUUCCUCCAAUUUUUUGUAUAUUUCCCCCCCCCCUACAAAAGCAUUAAUUCCUUCACUUUUAGGUUUUGUGCUUGCUGCGAGAACCGAGUUCAGAACUUUUUCUUGGUAUGCUACAGAAAUAUACUCAGGAGGCACUGCUUAUAUAAUAGUUUACAGUAAUGCUAUUUCGUUUGAAUCCUUGACACAAAAUUUCAGAUGUACUUUUUUGAUGAACUUCCUUCUGCCACCUACUGCACUUACUCGUACUGUUAACACCUUUUCAAAGUAUGUUUUAACUACCGAUUGGAGCUUCGCAAUUGCCUGCCAUGAAGUUUUGAAGUUAGGUAUUUUCAGUCCGAAAUAUUGCAGAAAUGUAAGACAUUCGAAUUAUUAGUCGCCAUUCACCAGAGGCACAAUAGGCUUUGUAAUCUAUUAUUAAUAUAUCUACAAUACGCCCUGCUUUUAGCUCCUUAUAAACCCCUCUGCACUGUAUCCAAGCACUGAAAAAGCGUUGUACUGAAUACAUUUUUGACUUAACGUACAUUUGUCCGAAAGGUUAAUGCUUUACUCUACUAUAAAAUUUAAAUCAAUCAAAAUAUUUAGUAAACAUUUUUUUUUAUAUUGAUUAAAAAUAAUAUGUCGUAGGCAUCGAGUGGCGGUGCUGGUGUGGCCCCUAAACGUUCGAAGUGAAGGACAUGAGGUCUCCCGCGCCUGCCACUCCCUUGGAGAUUUAAUCCAGUUCAGCUCUUGUGAUGUCGCUCUGGGGUUUAUGCAGUGUAUGGCCGAUCCACUUCUAUUUGCGACGCCGUAUUUCGAGGAGUAUGGGUAUUUGUUUGGUAAUAGCCCAUAGGUCAGGUCAGUAUCACUUAUGGUUUUAGGUCAGAAUAUCCGCAGGGUUUUGCUUAGGCAACGAUUACGUAGUAACUGCUCUCUUUCGCAGCUGAGAACUCAAACAACACUUCAACUUCUAAAAAAAGUAUUGAAAUGAAAAUAUUCUUCUUUAUUAUUGUUUUAUAUUUUAUUUCAUAAUACAAAUAAUAUAUAUAUUUAAAUAAAUUAAAAAUUUUGUAAAUACCAUGGAAUUGUGCGAAUUUCGUUUGUGCGCGAAUUAUUUCUUUCUCUUUUCUUCAAUGCGGGCUGAAACGGAAUAUAUGAUAGAUAUGUAUGUUUUCCUUUAACUCCUAGUGGAGUCUAGGCUGUCCGACGUUUCGUUAGCAACUUAGAUUCGAAUAAGUAGGUUGCUAGCCCACUUAUCCUAGCUUGGUGUUAGAUGAAAACUACCUACACCUCAAGCAGGUCUUGCUCGUUUUGGUGCGCGAGUGGUAUUUUAUUUCCCCAACUACUCUGCAUACAUAGCUGCCGAGCGUUCCCAUAUCCGACCGAUGGGAGACAGGCAACUUCCCACGGCAAGUUUGUUCAGUUUUGUAUGCAAGUAAAUAAAAAAAUAAAAAUAAUAAAAAUUUUUUUUGUUUAAUUUUAUAAUAUAUAUAUUUUUGUAACUUUAUUAUAUUUUUUUGUUUUUUAAUAAUAUAUUUAAACAUAAAUGUAGUUCAUUUGAUACCUUACUAUGCGCUACAGCUCGUUAGAAAAUCUUUCUCAAGCUUUGCAAAAAUAAGUUCUUUUCUUUCUUUCAAAAAACAAGCAGCAAUUUUUAAUUUCCAAUUUUUCAAUUGGAAUAUGAAAAUUACACAAACGACACGCCGUUUACUUCGUACAUGGUAAGGUAACUGAACGACUUUGUUUUUCAAAUAUUUUAUACUUUUGCUAUAAGCGCAAAUUGGAAAUUUCUGGUAUACAAAAAACAAAAAAAAAAUGAAAA
Molecule: messenger RNA, 15737 nt
Organism: Anastrepha obliqua
Lineage: Eukaryota; Metazoa; Arthropoda; Insecta; Diptera; Tephritidae
Gene: gpp
Product: histone-lysine N-methyltransferase, H3 lysine-79 specific
Exons: 11
Coding region: 4159-11787 (2542 amino acids)
Biological process (GO): regulation of transcription regulatory region DNA binding; DNA damage checkpoint signaling; DNA repair
Cellular component (GO): nucleus
Molecular function (GO): histone H3K79 methyltransferase activity
Source: RefSeq, a predicted model, not a curated record